Messenger RNA from Plectropomus leopardus (leopard coralgrouper), 8608 nucleotides. RefSeq names its product insulin-like growth factor 1b receptor (gene igf1rb). Lineage: Eukaryota; Metazoa; Chordata; Actinopteri; Perciformes; Serranidae. Gene Ontology annotation, biological process: regulation of JNK cascade; multicellular organism development; glucose homeostasis. The record is from RefSeq and is a predicted model, not a curated record. Gene Ontology annotation, cellular component: axon; plasma membrane; insulin receptor complex. Gene Ontology annotation, molecular function: ATP binding; insulin receptor substrate binding; phosphatidylinositol 3-kinase binding.
CUGACCGAAGGAGACCGCGUAUGUACCUGUGCAUUAAUCUGUCUAACUGCGCUGCCCGUUCAGCUAUCUAUCGACGGAGGGCAUUAGAUAACCAAACGUCUUGACCGAACCGGAGCAAUAAGGACAAAUACUCAAUUUCCCUUGAUACGAAGGUGAAUUACUCCUACCACAACAACGCGGUGUGUGUGUGCAUGAUGAGCGGCUGAGGAGGAGGAGGAGGAGAAGGAGGCUGCGGUCUGAAACUAGAUUUUAUCCAGGAUAUUUCGAAACUAAUGUCGCGUCUUUCACACAAGGGAGCUGCAUAUUGAUUCAGUAUGUUACUGUAUGCCCUAAAUAGUCUCUUUCCAUCACAAUUUUAAGAGGCUUUGACCGGUUUUCUGCCUCCUGAGGAUCCUCCAGCAGCGGGACGUUGAACGUUUUUCCUCCAGAUAUGGAGUGUGAAGAUGCGGAUUACAGAGGAAUCCCCACCGCUAGUUUAACCGCAGUGGUUUCAUCACACACAUCAAUGCGGGGUUGUUUUGGGCAGAAAUAGAACAAAACUAUGAAUACUCAUUUUCACAGCAGAGGAAUAAAUCGGUGAUUUUUGGAGCACGACUGGACUCCCGUUAGGAAACGUGAGAAAGCUACCCUGCUAGCCUGUUUGUAGUAGCUAUUAGCUCCAUUAGCCGGCUAACUGCUAAAAGGUGCUGGCUGGAGGUUUAAAAGCUUUUUAAAAAUUCUGAGCAGGUUUUGCCCACGUUUCCACCCCUCAACGUAGUUAUUUACAGGAUUUGGGAGGAUUUACUCAUCCAGGAAUGAGGUCUCGAACGGAAAGGAGCUGCUUGACCUUGUUUUGGGGUCUGAUGCUGGGUCUGUCGUCCUGCCUCCGGCCCGCCACCGCAGAGAUCUGUGGACCCAGCAUCGACAUUGGGAAUGACAUCAGUGAAUUCAGGCGUCUAGAGAACUGCACAGUGGUGGAGGGCUACUUGCAGAUCCUCCUCAUUGGUGACAAAAACAACAACAACAUCAACCAGGAAGUCUUCCGCUCCCUCAGCUUCCCCAAGCUGACCAUGAUCACAGACUACCUGCUGCUGUUCCGGGUUUCCGGCCUGGACAGUCUGAGCACUCUCUUUCCCAACCUGACUGUCAUACGAGGACGAAACCUCUUCUACAACUACGCCCUCGUGAUCUUUGAGAUGACCAGCCUGAAGGACAUCGGCCUGUACAACUUGAGGAACAUCACCCGUGGCGCCAUCCGGAUUGAGAAGAACCCUGAGCUCUGCUACCUGGACUCCAUCGACUGGUCCCUCAUCAUGGACGCAGAGUUCAACAACUACAUCGCCGGGAACAAGCAGUCCAAGGAGUGCAGCGAUGUUUGUCCGGGCAUCAUGGAGAACAACCCCCAGUGCAGAAAGACCAUGUUCAACAACAACUACAACUACCGCUGCUGGAAUUCCAAUCACUGCCAGAAAGAGUGCCCAGAGAAGUGUGUGCGGCGAGCGUGCACACUGGACGGCGAGUGCUGCCACCCUCAGUGUCUGGGCAGCUGCACAGUCCCUGGUAGUGACACAGCAUGUGCAGCAUGUGUGCAUUAUUACCACCAAGGACGCUGCGUGGCUGACUGCCCUCCCGGCACCUACAAGUUCGAGGGCUGGCGAUGCAUUAGUGCUGAGCUUUGCUCCAAAGUUCACCUCCCUGACUUCAACAGCUUCAUCAUCCACGGCGGAGAGUGCAUGUCCGAAUGCCCACAUGGGUACAUGCAGACCGCACCCAAUAGUAUGUUCUGUACAGCCUGUGAUGGUCUGUGUGAUAAAGUGUGCGAGGAGAAGGUCAUCGACUCCAUGGAUGCCGCUCAGUCUCUCAAAGGCUGCACUGUUAUCAAAGGCAACCUGCAUAUCAACAUCCGCAGAGGCCACAACAUUGUGGCAGAGCUGGAGAGUUUCACAGGUUUGAUCCAGAGGGUGACCGGUAACGUGUGGAUCAGACAUUCCCACACUCUGAGCUCCCUGGCCUUCCUCCGCAGCCUCAGAUACAUCGACGGAGAAGAGCUUCUGGACGACAUGUACGCCUUCUUGGCAGUUGACAACCAGCAGCUCCAGUAUCUUUGGGACUGGAAGCAGCACAAUCUCACCAUAAAGGCAGGAAAGCUUUUCUUCAGAGCCAACCCGAAGCUGUGCAUGUCCGAGAUCCGCAAGAUGUGGGAGAAGACGGGCAUCCAGGGCCGCUUCGAUGAGAGCGACUUCCGAAACAACGGGGACAGAGCCAGCUGUGAAAGUACAAUCCUGAAGUUUAAGUCCAACAGCACCAGCAGUACAAGGAUCAAACUGACCUGGCAGCGCUACCGUCCCCCCGACUACAGAGACCUCAUCAGCUUUAUUGUCUACUACAAGGAGGCGCCAUACCAGAACAUCACAGAGUUCGAGGGGCAGGACGGCUGUGGCUACAACAGCUGGAAUAUGGUGGAUGUAGAGCUGAGGCCUGACAAGGACUCAGACCCCGGAGUUCUGCUGUCCGGCCUGAAGCCCUGGACGCAGUACGCUGUGUUUGUUAAGGCCAUCACACUCAUGGUGGAGGGCAAACAUUUGCCGGGUGCCAAGAGCAAGGUGGUCUACAUCCGCACCAGCCCUUCAGCGCCCUCAAUGCCUCAGGAUGUGCGGGCGUACUCGAACUCAUCUACACAGUUGGUGGUGCGUUGGUCGCCCCCUGUCUCACCGAAUGGAAACCAAACUUACUACCUGGUCAGAUGGCAGCAACAAGCUGAAGACCGAGAGCUGUAUCAGCACAAUUACUGCUCUAAAGAGCUAAAGAUCCCCAUAAGGAUUGCUGCCAUAGGUGUGGGAGACCAGGAAGAGGACACUAAGCCCACUAAGCCAGAUCCUGAUGGGCCAGACAAAGGCCCCUGUUGCCCCUGCCCCAAAUCAGUUGAGGUUCUGGAGGCCGAAGCUGCCGACGCCUCGUACAGAAAAGUCUUUGAAAACUUCUUGCACAACUCUAUUUUUACACCAAGGCCACCAGAUCGUCGCCGUCGAGAUCUCUUUGGUAUAGCCAACUCCACUCACCCCCGCCGUAACCGGCUGCACACUAACAGCAGCAGCACCGUCCCUCCUCCUCUCGCUGCUAGUAACAGCAGCACCGCAGACAUGGAGCCAGCUGACAGAGAGUUUGAGUUUGUGGAGCAAGCUGUGACGGAGCGUGAGCUGCAGAUCUCUGGCCUGCAGCCAUUCACAGUUUACCGCAUAGACAUUCACGCCUGCAAUCGGCAGGUCCAGCGCUGCAGCGCCGCAGAGUUCGUCUUCUCAAGAACCAAGCCCGCAGAAAAGGCUGACGACAUACCAGGCCCAGUGACCUGGGACGGCCACGAGGACUGGGUGUUUCUGCGCUGGCCAGAGCCUCCUCACCCCAACGGACUCAUCCUCAUGUACGAGAUCAAGUUUAAACUGGCUGCUGAGACCGAGAAGCACGAAUGCGUCUCUGGUCAGAUGUAUCAAGGGCAGCGAGGCGUUCGGCUGUCCAACCUCGGUCCAGGAAACUACUCAGUCAGAGUGAGAGCCACGUCAUUGGCUGGCAACGGCUCCUGGACACACGCUCUGGAUCUUUACGUGGCCGAACGAUAUGAGAACGUCCUCUACGCUAUGAUCUUUGUUCCUAUCGUCAUCAUCCUCUUCAUCUGCCUUUUAGUCCCAAUGCUGGUGGUCCUCAGCAGGAAAAGGAACAGCGAUCGGCUGGGAAAUGGAGUCCUGUACGCCUCAGUUAACCCGGAGUACUUCAGCGCUGCAGAAAUGUAUGUUCCUGAUGAGUGGGAGGUGGCACGGGAGAAGAUCACCCUGAGUCGUGAGCUCGGCCAGGGCUCGUUUGGCAUGGUGUACGAAGGCUUGGCAAAGGGCGUGGUCAAAGAUGAACCAGAGACCCGCGUUGCCAUUAAGACUGUAAACGAGUCGGCCAGCAUGAGGGAGAGAAUCGAGUUUCUCAAUGAAGCCUCUGUCAUGAAGGAGUUCAACUGUCACCACGUGGUUCGUCUCCUGGGAGUGGUUUCUCAGGGACAACCCACCCUGGUCAUCAUGGAGCUGAUGACACGAGGAGACCUGAAGAGCUACCUUCGCUCCCUCCGACCCAAAGAGCAACAGUGGUCGAGCCUGUCUCUCCCUCCUCUGAAGAAGAUGCUUCAGAUGGCUGGGCAGAUCGCUGACGGCAUGGCUUACCUCAACGCCAACAAGUUUGUCCACAGAGAUCUGGCAGCCAGGAACUGCAUGGUGGCCGAGGACUUCACCGUUAAGAUAGGAGACUUUGGCAUGACUAGAGACAUCUAUGAGACGGAUUACUACCGUAAAGGCGGUAAGGGUUUGCUCCCUGUCCGCUGGAUGUCACCGGAGUCUCUGAAGGACGGAGUCUUCACCACCACCUCUGACGUCUGGUCGUUUGGAGUUGUACUGUGGGAAAUUGCCACUCUGGCAGAGCAGCCCUAUCAAGGUCUGUCCAAUGAGCAGGUGCUCCGCUUCGUCAUGGAGGGAGGGCUGCUGGAGAAACCACAGAACUGUCCCGACAUGCUGUUCGAGCUGAUGCGAAUGUGUUGGCAGUACAAUCCUAAGAUGCGUCCAUCCUUCGUGGAGAUCAUCAGCAGCCUGAAGGAUGAGCUGGAACCGUCUUUCAGAGAGGUCAGUUUCUUCUACAGUGCCGACAACAAGCCGCCUGACGCUCCUCAGCUCCACCUGGAGAAGCUGGACAACAUGGAUGAUGUCUCUCUUGAGCCCCCUUCUUCCAAGCAGCCACAGCAAACUCCAGUCCCCCAACAGACCCCACCCUCCCCGAGCUCAGAGGCUCCACCCGCCCCCUCGUUAGCGCCCAGCUCCCCCUCCUCCCCUUGUACGUCGGCCGCUGCCAUGGACAAGCAGCCCGCUGGCCAGCAGGCAGCCAACGGGCUGUCGGGGUCGGGACUCGCAGCAGGGUCAGGGGCGGUACGGCCGUCUUUGGACGAACUGCCGCCGUACGCUCACAUGAAUGGAGGACGCAAAAAUGAACGUGCCAUGCCCCUCCCACAGUCCUCUGCCUGCUGAUCGGACGGACACCCACCGGACUGCAAACCCUGCCACAUCCUCCUCAGCAAAACCUGAUGUCUCAGCAGGUGGGAUCUCUUUUUCUUUUAAAAAAAAUAACAAACCAUGUCCACCAGCUGGCUGUGGCUAUUCAGCGAGGAGCAAAGACUCACGGGAAGGUGAAGACAACUGUCACUAAGUCCAUGUUCUGCUGUACCUCCACACCACCCUUUUCAUACUCUUCUAGUUUUGGUUUCUACCAGCUGGCUGUCAGAUGUGACACUGCCCUCGCUGCUGAGUGGGAAGACCAAAAAAACGGAAAAAAAAAAAGAACAAAUUGAUUUGAGGGAGACCUCUCUCUCUCUUUAUGGCUGAACUUAUUUUAUAAAUUGUUGUUUGUUACUUUUUUAUACGUAUUUUCAAGUGGGAAAACAAACUGUUUAGGCCUUUAUAAAUGACCGGCGUCGUGGUGGCUUUUGGGCGGGCAUUAUGGUGAAACUAUUAAGCAUAUCUAAUGAAGAAGCACUUCAGAGAGGCCAGCGUCUCCGGCGGUCGUUCAGUAGUCUUGUUGUCCUGCGGGCUGGGUGUCAGCGUAAUGCCGGGUCAACAGCCAGUCCGCUUAAACUAACAACCAGAAGGAGAAGAGGUCAAAUCUGCCAAAUUUGUUGCCAAAAUUGUGGGGGGUUUUUUGACAAAUUUUCUCUUCUGCAGUCUUGCCCUGUAAUUCUCCAACACAACGGAUUGAAAAUGGAAGCAAAACAAAAAGCACUUGCUUCCAGGUCAUUUUUAGAAUCUGUGGUCAAUGGGAUAGUAACUUCCCUCGACAGUCCUACACUAUCCACAGCUGCUGUACUCGAUCAAACUGACGUGUGUAACAUCAGUUAAUCUGACAUUGAGCCACAUCCUCUCACAAAGUGCCGUUCGGUUACGGUUUAAACACCAAAUCCACUCAAUAAAAGAGCAAAAACAGAAAUCCUUAAAGCAUGGGCUGCUGAGGGAAGCUCAUAAAGAGGAAAUCGAAUAUGAACACUAGAUCUAUAACACCUCUCGAUCGAGGUUUGCUCCGAGUUCAGAGGCGUCAAACAGGUAUGUUUUUAGACUAGUCAUUAGUCUCCAACAUCUCUCUGUGGGCAGAGCAUUUAUGUACGCACCAGUUGUUUGUGUGACUUUUCUAACUUUUCUACAGUUGGAGACAUUCAUCAUGUACAGAAAGAAGCUGCUAUUCCUUAUUUCUCUUGUGGUUGUAAUAUAGUUGAUAUCUAUAUAUAAAAAGAGAAAAAAAACUCCUUCAGGUUGGAUCUACGAACGUUUCCACUACAGUCCAUUUUUUAAAUGCUUGUAAUUGUGUAAAGUGUAUCUGAGCUGGUUUUUGGUUUCUGUGUUUGCGUAAAGGUACGACAGUUUGCCUUGUGUUCUGAAACACCGGUAACUUCCCCUCCCAUCUGACUCCAGGACAGUGAUGGUACCAAUGAUCGAUGUUCUGUUCUCUCGGGAAGCCUCGGCCUCUGUACUCUAGGGUCUAUACUGGGACUCCCUAAAAAGUCGGUAUUUGGAUCAGCGUGGUGUUGCGGGGCGCAGCAGGGCAUACUUGGGUUAACUGAAAAAUUAGCCAAACUAGACUGAAGAAAACAUUCUUACAGUUUGUUUAAUGCAUGCCAAGUGUACAUACAGAGGAUACCCGUGGUUUCCUAUCAUUUUCGGGGUUUCCCACACAUUCAAUUAUUUAUGACCGCCUGCCAUGAUUAAAACAUCUGGCACCACAUACUGAUUUUCUAUUUUUGGAGCUGGACCAUUCAUUAGAAGCGCUAUUAGAAUACUGUUUGGUUAUUGAUUGCACCACACUAUCUAAAUGCAGAGCGCACUCUGGACACGGAUGGAGCAGUAGAACGCUAGGAGCAGUGAAAGUUAAACUUAAUCAUUCAUUGCACUGGGUCCAAAAGUUUGCAUUCACUGGCCUCUGCAGCAGCAGCUCCUCUCAUCCAACAAUCUUAUUACGAGCUGAUUGACUGAUCAGUUAUCCACCUUGCAAAUUGCUGCUUUGGAAAAAAAGAACUCAUGAAGAGUUCAGCCUUUUAAUUUAAAAAAAACAUGUAAAAGUUGAAGUGUAUCUUCGUGAAUCUAUGCUCACAAAAUUAUAAAAAAUGAUCUCAUGUUAAAGUUACAGUUCUGUGUCCUGUAGGUUUGAUCUUGGGGUAAAGGAAAAGAUUAGUUUAAUAAACAACUUUUUAGCUUACGGUUAUGCUAUCUUAGCCAAAAAAGUGACAAGACGACCCCAAGCGAGCCGACGAGAAUGCACAACAGGCACACAGGAUGUAAGGAACUGCCCCCAGGAUGAAAUACUGCGUUUUUAGAGAGUCCUGGUUUAAACUCAGAGGCCAGAUGUCAAGCAUCACUGCUGAGUCCCAACUAAAUCUCAGGUCAAAGAGAAAAGUAAAAUCCUUCUCUAGUUUUUUUUUUCUUUAACUUUUUUGUGCCGUCAUACCUAGAGACAUCCAGCCUUUUUGUGUGUUAACCUUUGUCUGAUUCUACGUCCCUCUGACUCUUAUUUCAUUGUCUGUGAUCAUUAGACAGGAGGAGCGUUUCUCACUUCAGUCUGAAACCAGAAGGGGGUUUCCAGUUUUAGAUGGGUCUUUGCACAUAAUGUAUGGAGCCCCAACACUGACAAAAUGUAGCCAAAGGUUGUCAGAGUAUUCCACAUAUAACUGAAUACAUCAAUUAAAAAUAUUGUUACUUUAUUAAUAUGAAACAUAUAAAUGAAAUGUACUUUUCUUUUUCUUCCAGUCUGUUGGUAUAUAUAAAUACAAAAAGCUUAGUGGUAACGUUGGGAAAAAAAAUCCCUCCACUAUGAUUUCUUAACUAACAAUAUUAUUCAUUGUGGUGUACAGUAAUAUUUUGAAUGUUUCUCAUAACCUUUCGCCACAUUUUGUCUGUUUCGGGGCUCCAAAUGUUUUUGCAAUGUAAUAACACUGAGUUAAAAGUACAAGCUAAUGCAAAAUCUAAUUUAUUCAGUACAACAGCACGCCUUAAAAUCUUAUUUUUCUAGAGGCGAGUGCAAAAACUUGUGCGUUUGACGAUUUCACUUUCUGCUAAUCAACUUCUCUCUCUUGGAUCACGGGUGGUUUUCUGUAUGCUGCUGAUAAAUCCACAUUAUUUAUCUUCUUUCGACAUAUUAACAUGUUUGCAGAUGAUUGCUGGUGUUAAAACUGGGUUGAGAAAUAGGCUAAGUGAAAUGAUCUCACAGCAUAAAGAUAUUUUUAAUGCCUUAAGAAAAAUAAGAUUUCACAAUGGAGGAUUAAAGGACUCUAUAAUUGUAUCAGAGAGCUAACUGUAACUGGAGAGCCCUGUGCUGAACAUCUGUGCGUUCAACAGACAGCUUUAUCAAGGUUUACUGAAGAAACCCAUCGCACUAAGAUAUGAAGACGAUCUGAGAGGACCACGUGGAAGGAAAUAGUUUGAAUCCCCAGCCCAAAUGUUUCUUGGUUAUUUAUGUUAUCUUUUGUGAAGUGUUAAUCACUGUACAAAUUCCCCACACAUUUUUUUUCUCCCUCUAAUAUUUUGUUUGUUUUGCUAUUUUGGGGGAAGUUUUUUUUUUUUUUUUU